Molecule: messenger RNA, 3696 nt
Organism: Anopheles maculipalpis
Lineage: Eukaryota; Metazoa; Arthropoda; Insecta; Diptera; Culicidae
Gene: grh
Product: protein grainyhead
Exons: 16
Coding region: 1-3696 (1231 amino acids)
Biological process (GO): regulation of transcription by RNA polymerase II
Cellular component (GO): nucleus
Molecular function (GO): DNA-binding transcription activator activity, RNA polymerase II-specific; RNA polymerase II cis-regulatory region sequence-specific DNA binding
Source: RefSeq, a predicted model, not a curated record
AUGUCUGCAUCACCUGAAAUGCAUCAUCAGCAUCAACAGCUUCAGCAGGAAGCUAACAGUGCUCCGUUGCAGGGAGAGAUUAAGUCGACCAGUGCCGAAGGAACACCACCACCAGAGCUGGCCACUAUGACGACUGUGAGCGUUCUGGAUCUACACAAGGAUUAUAAUGGUGGUGUUGGAGUUAGUCCCGGUGGAGCAGCCGCUGGUGAUGGUUCCGUCACCUCACCACACACCAUCGUCCACGAUGGGGCCACCGAUAUGAGUCUUCCGGAUGAUGGAACGACGGAGAAAGUGUACGACAAGGAGACGAACACUGUGUACGUGUAUACAACGGCUGCUGGAGCGGCAGGACAUAAGCUAGCGGCGAAUGCACACCAUCAUCAGCUAACUACGAUUGUGCAUGGUCAGCAGCAACAACAGCAAAUGCAUUCACCGGAUCAACUACAUCCGAGCGAACAUCAUUCUACCACCGUACAGAAUCUGCUCCAUGCUCGACUGAUCCAGCAACAACAGCAGUCAUCGGAUGAGCAACAGCAGCAUUUGCAACGUAUGUCUCCGGUAGAUCAACAUCAGCAGCAACAACACCACCAACAGCACGCGCAAGUACACCCGGACGAUGGUGGUAUCAUUGAUGGACAUCGCUUGCUACCGGCAACUAUCAACGGCAACGAUGGUGGUGAUCCACAACAACAACAGCAACAACAACAACAACAGCACCAUCAGCAUCAACACCUCGGUCGAAUGUCACCGGAGGAGCAACAGGGCGGUGUACGGUUGCUCGAGGACAGUCACAUACAGCGACUGCUCGGCAAUCAGGAAAUUAUCAGCCGAGACAUCAUAAACGGUGAACAUCACAUCAUAACACGCAACGAGAACGGCGAGACGAUUCUGACCCGCAUUGCCAUCUCGACCGCUGACCAGCUGCUGAAUCGCAUGGACAAUAGUAUCAUCUACACGACGACUAGUGUUGGUGGCGGCGGAGGUGCCGGCACAGUCGGUGUUGGCCCUCAGGAACAGCUACCGACCACGGUGCAACAGUUCGAGAAGGACGUGGACGACAAACAUCAGCAGGCACAGCACCAUGGUCAUCCACACGCGCCACACACGCAUCAGCCGCAGACGAUCUACACUACGGCGGCCGGUGGACCAGCGGACCAAACACAGCCGAAGCAGAUCGUCUACACGCUCGGUGGCGGUGAACCGAAGAACGUUAUCUACGGUGAUCCGAAGGCGGCUAUGCCACACUUCGAGACGGUUCCGGGGGCUGGUGCUGGUGGUGGUGGUGGUGCUGGUGGUGGCAGUGGUCCCGGAUCGGGCGAGGAAGAUAAACCUCAGAUCGACUACGUUUACAACGAGGGCAACAAAACGGUGAUCUACACCGACCAGAAGGGACUGGAAAGUUUGUACGCGAACAAUGAGCUCGGGCUGAUCGAUGGUACGCAGAUUGUGGUGCAGGGCAAUCUGCAGUACACGCAGCAGCAGGGUCCGGACGGUACGACGGUCUACGUGGUGUCCUCGGAUAUGAACCCGAAUGAUAUUAGCGGCCUUCAGCAAAGCACCAACUCCGGCGCAAAGCUAAAUGGGCAGACACUGCAAGCAAUGGAUUUGCUGCUUGGCGCUCAUCCAUCCACACAGACGAUCAACGUGAAGCGCGAACCGGAAGAUCUGCGCAAGGAGCCGAAAAAUCCACGCAAUCAGAAGGUAUCGUCGCCAUCGCUGCACAUUAAAGAACCUCCACCCAGCCCUGGAAGUCCUUCAACGGAAACCAUGUAUGCUGCCCCCGGCAGCACGCAGAUCUACCUGCAGGGUCCUUCCCAUCAGAACAGUACAGCAGCGACGGCAAGCUCCAAUGUGAAUACCAACUCGCCCAGCCCCAGCUCCUACGCACAGUAUGAUAUGUAUCCGCCGAACAGACUUGGCCCUGGUGGCACAGCGUUCAUCACGGAACCGUACACCUACCGUGAAUAUUUCGACAACCAGGGCUACGCUCCGCCCCGGACCAUCUACGGUACGGCAGCCGAUUCCGAGGGUCCCCAGCCAGCCACCACGUACGAGGGCCGUUUCACCAAGACCGGCUCGAUCUACACCAAGACGAUCACAUCGGCCGGUCUGACGGUGGAUCUGCCCAGUCCCGAUUCGGGCAUCGGUGCGGAUGCGAUUACGCCGCGCGAUCAGAACAACGUCCAGCAACAGUUUGACUAUGCGGAACCGUGCCAAGCACCGAUCGGUAUGGUCGAUCCCAACGCAGCCGGCCAUAUACCGGUGUGUGUGGCCAGCUUGCAGCGCAAUCUUGCGAUCAACGGUAGCCAACCGAGCCCAACCACAUCGCUGGGCGGUUCGUCGACGGCGGCCGUUGCCACUGCUGGUGCGGCUACCGCUCCCCGCUCCCGACCGUGGCACGAUUUUGGCCGACAGAACGAUGCUGACAAAGUUCAGAUACCAAAAAUAUACACGGACGUUGGUUUCAAAUACUAUCUGGAAAGCCCGAUCAGCUCGUCCCAGCGCCGGGAAGACGAUCGGAUAACGUACAUCAACAAGGGACAGUUCUAUGGCAUUACGCUCGAAUAUGUGCACGAUCCGGACAAGCCGCUUAAAAAUCAAACUGUUAAGAGCGUCAUCAUGCUGCUGUUCCGCGAGGAGAAAAGCCCGGAAGAUGAAAUUAAAGCCUGGCAGUUCUGGCACAGUCGGCAGCAUUCGGUAAAACAGAGAAUAUUAGAUGCCGACACGAAGAACUCUGUCGGUUUGGCCGGCUGUAUCGAGGAAGUAUCGCACAACGCAAUUGCCGUCUACUGGAAUCCUCUCGAGAGCUCUGCCAAGAUCAACGUCGCCGUCCAGUGUCUCAGUACGGAUUUCAGCAGUCAAAAGGGUGUUAAGGGCUUACCGCUUCAUCUCCAGAUCGAUACGUUUGAGGAUCCUCGUGAUACGAGCGUUUUCCAUCGAGGGUACUGUCAAAUCAAAGUCUUUUGUGAUAAGGGUGCCGAACGGAAGACACGCGACGAGGAACGGCGGGCAGCGAAGCGCAAAAUGACCGCAACUGGCAGGAAAAAGUUGGAUGAACUGUAUCACCCAGUGGUGGAUCGGUCGGAGUUUUACGGUAUGAGCGACCUGCUGAAACCGCCAGUCCUUUUCUCACCUUCGGAGGACAUCGAUAAGCUAACAUCCAUGGAUAUGCAGUUCUACGGGCACGAUGCAGACUCUCUCUCCGGCACAUCGGACAACGUCAAGUCGCCCUUCCUGCUGCACGCCAACAAACCGGCCACACCAACGCUGAAGUUCCACAAUCACUUCCCACCGGACGUACCGACUGACAAGAAAGAUCCGAGCAUCAUAAUGGACGGUUCGCUGGUGGCAAACUCGAUGGUUGACUUUACGCCACAGAUCAAGCGGCAGAGAAUGACACCACCGCUCAGUGAGCGAGUUAUGCUGUACGUGCGCCAGGACAACGAGGACGUUUACACGCCCCUUCACGUCGUCCCGCCGAGCACGGUCGGGUUGCUUAAUGCGAUUGAAAAUAAAUUCAAAAUUUCCUCGUCGAGAAUUAACACUAUUUAUCGCAAAAAUAAGAAAGGAAUUACGGCGAGAAUUGAUGACGACAUGAUCAGACACUACUGCAACGAGGACAUCUUCAUCCUGGAAGUUCAACGGUACGAGGAGGACCUGUACGACAUCACGCUAACGGAGCUGCCAACGCACUAG